Messenger RNA from Maniola jurtina (meadow brown), 3559 nucleotides. RefSeq names its product protein windpipe (gene wdp). The transcript has 4 exons. The record is from RefSeq and is a predicted model, not a curated record. The coding region runs from base 354 to 2591 and encodes 745 amino acids. Gene Ontology annotation, molecular function: protein binding. Lineage: Eukaryota; Metazoa; Arthropoda; Insecta; Lepidoptera; Nymphalidae.
GUCGUAUCGCAACGGGUAGCGUCAGCGUGUCAAGUCGGCGGUCGGCGGUCGGCAGUCCGCAACGAACCACGAAGUAGAGAGCGCGCCACGUGCAGCAGCCGCACCGACGUGGCGUGAUGUCCACAGAAUAAAAAAGCCGGCCGUGCACCAAUUGAAAAGUGACAGUGCGUCAGUGAGAAGAAUUAUUUGUGCUCGGGAUUUUAUUCAGGACUCAUAACUUCAUAUCGACCCAACGACUUCGCCUCCAUUUUCAUUAAUAUUUUUUUUAUUUGCACAACAUUUUUAGAAGUGCAAGAAGUGGGAUGUCGUGACGGCUGAAGCUUAUUUUUUAUUUGUCAUCAGUAACAACCAAGAUGGCGUGGCUUCCUACGUAUACCUAUCUUCUUGCUGCAUCAAUUCUGCUAGCGCCAACGCUCGCGGCCGUCUGUCCCGAUAGCUGUGUUUGCAGCACUACACGCGACGGCCUUCACCGUGUCACCUGCAGCAAUCUUCUAGAACUUUACAAAUACACCCUUCGACAGAAGCAUCAUAACAUCAAUAUACUCGAUCUAUCACAUAACAACAUCACCAAAAUCACGCAUGAAUUGGAAAGGCUAACUGAAGUGGUUACAUUAGAUCUCUCUACUAAUGGCCUUAUGGAAAUAAAUAAAUUUUUGCACAACAUGAAAAAAUUAGUUCAUCUAAAUCUCGCUCAUAAUCGAUUACAAAGAAUUUCACUAACAUAUCUGCCAGUGAGUGUCAGCUCUUUGGAUUUAACUGGAAAUCACUUAACCGACGUGCCAUCUGAUUUAGCACAUUUGCCAAGCUUAGAACACUUAGAGUUGGAAGGAAAUCCACUAGACUGUUCAUGUAACAAUAUUGUUAGCAGAAAUCGAUUAUUAGCAGCAAAUGUGUAUAUUGAUGAUGUUAGAUGUCGUACCCCAGCCCAUUUAAAAGGUCGAUCUUGGCUAGAACUGAAAACAAAAGACAUUUGUAAAGUCUCUAAACCAGACUUUAUGGAUAUGAUGAUGGGAGAUGAACCGAUUGAUGCUGUGCGAAUAGGUGAAGAAAGCACUGCCUUAAAAUCCAUGCCUUUAAUAGCUGGUAGUGAUUUAGAAGAUGGUAAAGUAGUUCAUGGUGCUGAUUUAGGAGAAGAUGAUGAUAGUUUACAAUUUAUGAAAGUUGGACACUUUUUAUCAUCCUCGCCAAAUGAAAUAGAAGGAUCAGGCGAAGGCGAAAAAGAUAAAAUAAAUGACAGCAAUUUCGAAAAAUCUGUCCCGAAUAUUAACACAAACGAUGAUUUGAUUGAAGGUUCGGGUGAAGGAUCUGGUUUCUCUGGCUCUCUUAAUCUCGAUUUUAAAGAUCAAACAGAAAGUAUUCCAGAGACAACUACUUCUUUAAUCGACGAACUAAGCAACGACUCAGUACAUAAAAUAUUACAUUCUGAAGAAUUAUUAGCUGCGCACAAUAUUCACUCUCAUGAUGAUGCAACAGAAGGUUCUGGUGAAGAAGGGUCUGGUUUCUUUCCUCUUGAUUACGAUGAUCAUACACAAAAUGCUAUAGAAACAACUACUGCUAUAAUCGAAGAUUUAAGCCCUGAUCCAGUCCAUAGAAUAUUUAAAGAUGACGAAGAGACAAAGUCCACAGAAUUUGAGUUUCCAGUACCGGAACCUCCUUCUGUAUAUAAAGGUGGACCAGAUUGGCAUAGCAAACCAGACCCUGAAGUAGUAACAGAAGUCGCUUCCCCUGCAUCCGUAACUAGAGAUACUACAGUCUCCGAACAAAUACGGGUUACGCAGGCCUCUGAAGUUCUUGGUCAAGCUCCACCCGGUGAAGAAAAUGUAGUUACGCAUAAAACCGGUACAUAUGUGUGCAUCGCUUUGAUAGUUGUUUUAUUAGUGGGCUUAAUUGGAUUUGCAAUUACAAAAGGACAGAUGAGAAAAAGAAGAGAUCGAAGACUCCUGAGGCAACAAAAAAGAGACGUGGAAAAGGCUUCAAAAGAGAUGGUAGAUAUGAAUAAAUCUUUAUUAGGCAAACCAGCUGCUGUAGAAAAUUCUGCGGAAAGAAAAGUUAAUGGAAAAUAUGAACUUGUCCCUACACAUGAGUCACAUCAGAAAAAAGGAGAAAAUGGUGAUGUCACAAAGGGCACAAAACAUGAAGCAGAGAGAACUGAUAGUCCGCAUGAUACAAAUCAAAACAAAAGCAGUUCAGUAGAUAAUAAUUUAACACAUCAAAACCAAGUGCCACAGCAAGAAACUUCAUUUGAUUCUGAACCAGGUAUUACUAGUUCUCGCAAAGAUACCAACUCUUUGUCGAGUGAAGAUAUUUUUGUCCCUGCAAAUGAUGAUGAAAAUCUUAGACCAAAUAGUAACUUAGAUUUAGAUGUAUCUCAACCACUAAUAAAUGGAGAUCCUAUUGUCGAUUCAGAUUACUUGUCGCCAUCCCGUGAAUAUGUACCUGUAUAUUCACCCGAUAUGGGUCGAGUGCGAAUUAAAAUGACGGAAACACCUAAACCGAAAACACCAGUGCUAGUCACCAGAAGUAGGUCUAAUGCUGGAGACAUAAUUAUUACUCCAGCAACAGAUGGUAAUGCGUCAAAGUCAACUACUUGAAAUUUAGUUUUAUUAAACAGACUAAGAACAAUUUUUGUCUAUCAGUGUCACUAAUUAGCAAGCACUUCACAAUUGGCGAAAUUCUGUGAUUAUUCAGAGUUGGAAUUUGUGUGGGAAGUGGGAUACAUACAAGUAGAAGUGAGGACUCUGUAUACGAGUUGUGUGAGGAUAUUGACUGUAUUAAGUACUGCCAAAGUGUGUUUGUAGUCGACAGUGCCUUUAUUGUAACUGUUUAGUGGUUUAGAUAUAUUUAUGAGAGCAUAUUGCGCGAUAAAUAGAAAUAUUUUUAUACAUGUAAAAUGUUGCCAUGUUCAUUAUAUAUAUAGAUGUAAAAACUGUUUUAAUUAUUAUGAAAAUCAACUUGUUGAAUUAGUUUGUUGGUAACACAAUUUGUACAAUCUUGUAUUGUAUAACUUUCGGUUUCGGUACAAUUCUUGAGUUGUCAAUGGUUGUGUACUUACCUAUUUUAUCCCGAAUGUUUUAACGGCAAUGUUAAGCAACGAAUGGUUUAGCUGGUUGUAGUCUAUCAUCUUAUAAUUUCCUAUUUUAAGAGUAUGAAUUAAUUUUCGUACUUUUUGCAGUCUAAGCAUAAGUUCCUUAUGAGUAAUUUUAUUAAAUUAUUAGUUAUAUAAGAUUGUGAUACCAUUUAUUUUAAGUAACACAUGCUAUUAGGGUUUAUUACGUAUGCAGGAAAAUAAUUCAUUCAUUGUACAUUUUCUUUAGAUAAUUUUAUUUGAAAUUAUUUUACCUAAUUACUAAGAAUGUUUAAAUGCUGUAUCACUUUGCUUUUGCUGACAUGUUUUAAUUAUUUCUUUUUUAUUUAUCGACUUUUUAAAUUUUUAUUUGAAACCAGACUUUCUUCAAAGUUAUUAUGGAUCAAAAUAGAGAACAAUAAAAGUAUUUCAACGUAAAGAGAUUUAUAACUGAUGUAAUUUUAUUUUGAAUGAUAUAAAGCGUUAAUUGAAUCU